Messenger RNA from Penicillium alfredii, 1341 nucleotides. RefSeq lists its product as uncharacterized. Lineage: Eukaryota; Fungi; Ascomycota; Eurotiomycetes; Eurotiales; Aspergillaceae. The record is from RefSeq and is a predicted model, not a curated record. The transcript is spliced from 4 exons. Gene Ontology annotation, molecular function: oxidoreductase activity, acting on the CH-CH group of donors; flavin adenine dinucleotide binding. The coding region runs from base 1 to 1341 and encodes 446 amino acids.
AUGUCUGCCUCCUCGCGCAUCCCCCCAAUCGCCCAACCGUUCGUGAGCGAUCGGGCUAAGAAGACUCUCGACCUGGUAGAGGAAUUCGUCGAGAAAGACUGCAUCCCCGCCGACGCCGUCUACCAAGCUCAGCUGGGCGAGGGCGACCAGCGAUGGCAGACUACUCCUGCCGUGAUCGAGGGUCUGAAGGACAAAGCCAAGAAGCUGGGUCUGUGGAACAUGUUCCUGCCCAAGAACCACUUUAAGCAGGGUGCUGGAUUUACGAAUUUGGAGUAUGGGUUGAUGGCGGAGUUGUUAGGGAAGAGUAAGGUUGCUUCGGAAGCAACAAACAAUGCCGCCCCCGAUACUGGGAAUAUGGAGGUGCUGGCCAAGUACGGCAAUGACGCGCAGAAGCAGCAGUGGCUUGUUCCGCUGCUGGAGGGCAAGAUCCGGUCGGCUUUUCUGAUGACGGAGCCGGAUGUGGCGUCGAGCGAUGCUACGAAUAUCGAAUUGAAUAUUCAGCGCGAGGGCAAUGAAUAUGUGUUGAAUGGCUCGAAAUGGUGGUCUUCCGGCGCAGGCGACCCGCGCUGCCAGGUCUACCUCGUCAUGGGCAAAUCAGACCCCAACCACCGCGACACAUACCAGCAGCAGUCCGUCGUGCUGGUCCCAGCCAACGCACCGGGCAUCACCGUGCACCGCAUGCUGACAGUCUACGGGUACGACGACGCGCCACACGGACACGGCCACAUCAGCUUCUCGAACGUGCGGGUGCCCGUCUCCAACAUGGUCCUGGGCGAGGGGCGCGGCUUCGAAAUCAUCCAGGGCCGCCUGGGCCCAGGCCGAAUCCACCACGCGAUGCGCACGAUCGGCGCCGCCGAGCGCGCGCUAGAGUGGCUAAUCGCGCGCGUCAACGAUGAGCGCAAGCAAACCUUCGGCCGCCCGCUGUCGUCGCACGGCGUCAUCCUCGAGUGGAUCGCGCGCUCGCGCAUCGAGGUCGACGCCGCGCGUCUCGUCGUGCUCAAUGCCGCUAUCAAGAUCGAUCAGGGCGACGCCAAGGCUGCUCUCAAGGAGAUCGCCCAGGCCAAGGUCCUCGUGCCUCAGACUGCUCUUACUAUCAUCGACCGCGCUGUUCAGGCGUACGGCGCCGCUGGUGUCUGCCAGGAUACGCCCCUUGCGUACCUCUGGGCGGGUAUCCGGACCCUGCGCAUUGCGGAUGGGCCGGAUGAGGUCCAUCUGCAGCAGCUUGGUCGCCGUGAGAACCGUGCCCGGAAGGAUGCUGUUGCUGCGAAGCUGAAUUGGCAGCGCGGCGAGGCUGAUCGCCUGCUUGCUGCUUCGGGGUUUAAGCCCAAGAGUCAUCUGUGA